Micropterus dolomieu (smallmouth bass) is the source of this 660-nucleotide messenger RNA. It is a transcript of the gene lratb.2, whose product is annotated as lecithin retinol acyltransferase b, tandem duplicate 2. NCBI's taxonomy places the organism in Eukaryota, Metazoa, Chordata, Actinopteri, Centrarchiformes, Centrarchidae. The record is from RefSeq and is a predicted model, not a curated record. Gene Ontology annotation, biological process: retinol metabolic process. The transcript has 6 exons. Gene Ontology annotation, molecular function: phosphatidylcholine-retinol O-acyltransferase activity. Bases 1 to 660 code for a protein of 219 amino acids.
AUGUUUCCCCUGCAGCUGCUCGCUCUGCUCUUCAUCUCCACGCAGAGACACGAUGUGAAGGACAAGAAGAGGCCGGCGGAAGAAGAGGAGCUGAAGCUCCAGAGGGGAGACCUGCUGGAGGUUCCCAGGACUCUGUUCACACACUUUGGGAUUUACCUGGGGGGAGGCAGAGUAGCUCAUUUCAUCCCCGACAUCAUGCCCGUCAUCUCCAGUGACCAGACUCAAAUCAAACAGAUGGUCACCAACAGCAGGCUCCUCCUGGGAGUACUGGCCAAGUGUGGCAGUGUGAGGGUGGACUCAGUGGAGGACUUCGCCUACGGAUCACAGAUACUCGUCAACACCAUGGACAAGGUGUGCAGCCGAGCGGCGCUGCAGGGGGAUGAGGUGGCCAGGCGGGCGGAGAAGCUGCAGGGCCACGUGCCCUACAGCCUGCUGUGGUACAACUGUGAACACUUCGUCAUGUACUGUCGCUAUGGCACCGCCAUGAGCUUCCAGACGUUUCAGUUCUGUAAGACGGUGAGGAAGCUGUUGCUGAGUCGGCGUGUUGCCAAGGUGUCGGCGGUGCUGGUGGCGUGCCUGCUCCUCUACCUGGGAGCUGUGACCACCUGCUCCGUUCUGCUGGCCGUCCAGCUGCCCUUCCUCAUCUGGAUGGCCUCGUAA